AUGGUUCCUCUGGGGCAAAUUUCCCGUUACCUGGGCGCGGUUUAUGAUGAAACAGCUGCCAUUUUCGAUUUAGAGGCAUCCUUCUUCCAGGUAGGUUUACCAGCCGAAACGCGCGGUAAUUUCCGUUGUCGCACGGAGAAGGGGGAGCUAGUCGACUUCACACGGCCCCAAAUGGGGUAUAAAUGUAGUCCGGAAAUCGUGCACACGAUCUCAAGAGUUUUGGCGGGGGACCCCGAGGUGGCUAAACCGCGUUAUGCGGCCCCGGCGGAGUUAACUCUACACGUGUGGAUGGAUAAUAUUCGUAUCACAGGGCCACGCAAGAGCGUAGAGUCGUGGGGGAACAUUAUUAUGACAAAUAUGCGGGAGUGCGGUGCGACGGUGGGAGGGCACGAGGCACCCACCGCGCGUUGCGAAUCCAUAGGGGUUUGUUUCAGCCACACUGCGAAGACGGUUCCCCUCAGUGAAAAGACGUUGCGGAAAUUGAAGAGUGCCACGCCCCUCCAUAAGAUGUCGGUUGGGGAAUUGGAAAGCUUCACUUCACGCGUGAUGUGUGCAGCGGGGGUUCAGGGGGGUUCGCUUUUUCGGUAUUAUUUCUUUUUGAAAACGGUGCGCCGAAGACUUUCGCGCCUCAACAGGGGGCUUUUGGGGGCCCAUGGCCCGGCCGCUCUGCCCCUUUUUGCCCUUAAGAUCGGACAGGGGUGGCUUGACACUUUGUUGCAGAAUAAUCCCGUCAACCCCCCGAGGGCCAAACCGACUUCAGGGACUUUAGUGUCCGACGCCUCUUUAUACGGAUGGGGCGCGCUGUUGUUUAAGGGCAGCGGGGAAGUGUGGACCACAGGGGGGGGGCAUGGGGGCACGCCCCCCGCAUUAUUUCACAGGCCGAAGCGAGGGCCGCAGGAUUGGCCCUGCCCGCUUUCAGGGGCAUUUUGCUGGUCAUACUCAAUGUAUGUGCCGAUGGCAAGGCAGUGGUGCAUAUUAUGA
Trypanosoma grayi is the source of this 981-nucleotide messenger RNA. Its product is annotated as putative target of rapamycin (TOR) kinase 1. Lineage: Eukaryota; Euglenozoa; Kinetoplastea; Trypanosomatida; Trypanosomatidae. The coding region runs from base 1 to 981 and encodes 326 amino acids. The transcript has a single exon. The record is from RefSeq and is a predicted model, not a curated record.